This is a messenger RNA of Kockovaella imperatae, 1749 nucleotides long. Its product is annotated as Prenylcysteine lyase-domain-containing protein. NCBI's taxonomy places the organism in Eukaryota, Fungi, Basidiomycota, Tremellomycetes, Tremellales, Cuniculitremaceae. Gene Ontology annotation, molecular function: prenylcysteine oxidase activity. Gene Ontology annotation, biological process: prenylated protein catabolic process; prenylcysteine catabolic process. The coding region runs from base 1 to 1749 and encodes 582 amino acids. The record is from RefSeq and is a predicted model, not a curated record. The transcript has 9 exons.
AUGCUGCUCCCGGCUUUCUGUUCGAGCAGGCCUCGAGUAGUCCUCCUUACAGCAUUCAUAUUGGUCUCUGCUCUACUCUUAUUCCAUCCUUCUUCACCGGCAGCCUCUUACUCCCCUGCGACUUUCAAUUCUCAAGCCCCGUAUUCCGGAGCAGGGUCCUUUCCGAUAUUUGACGACGACGAAGAUUGGGUGUAUGAUCCCUCUAUUCACCAUGCAGCCGCAAAUCAGACACGUGGGAAGAGAAUAGCUAUCAUUGGUGCUGGAGCAAGUGGAAGUUCGGCGGCCUGGUUUAUCCGAAGAGCGGGAAGAGUGAUUGAGAAGCGAUUAGGAAAGCAAGAAGGAGAGGUUCUGGGAGAGAUCGUAAUAUACGACAAGGAGCCAAGCAUCGGAGGCAGGACGUCUGUUGUCUACCCGCACAAUGACACCUCAUUGAGACCCGUCGAGCUUGGAGCUAGCAUAUUUGUAGAUUCAAACCGGCAUCUUGUCAAGGCGACAAAGCGAUUCAACCUGAAAACUAUUGACCCAGAUUUCGGAGAGACUGGCCUUGGAAUAUGGGACGGGACUCAAUUUCUAUACACAUCGUCCAUUUCGAAGAAAUGGUACUCUGACGUCUACGAUACUGUCUCUGCCCUUCGCCGAUAUGGACCCCUCUCCCCAUACCGGACACGUAAAGCCGUCGGGAACCUUCUCUCAAAAUUCGCAAACCUCUAUCACCCAACUUGGCUCGCUCAGAUGGGGCCCGCAAGAGACGUAGAAACUUUCGUGGAACGUGUGGGAUUGGGCUCAGAGUACACUGUGAGAAAGGGUGCAGAGUGGGCUACUGGAGUCCUGGGACUUGGUCAGAAAUGGGUCGACGAGAUCAUGGAGGGAAGCACAAGAGUCAACUACGCUUCCAACAUGGUCGACAUUCAUGCGCUCGGAGCAGCCGUGUCAAUGGCGACUGGAGGUGCAAAAGCUGUCGAGGGUGGAAACUAUAGAAUUUUUGAAGAGAUGGUCAAAGAGAGUGGUGCUCGUACGAGACUGGGCGAAGAGGUCUUUGAUAUCCUUCCUCAGCAUCAACUUGGUGAGACGCCUGCAUUCGAAGUAAGAUCUCGCAUUCUGGCAACUGGCGAAGAACAUCAUGAAGGCAGUUUCGAUCAAGUCUUCUACGCCAUGCCAUGGUAUCACUCAUCGAAAGAUUACGGUCUGCACGGACUGCAGACUCAUGCAGUGGAAAAAGUCGAAUAUCAGCGAUAUGUCCAUCUGUUCGUGACAUACUUCACGACCACUCGAGACCGACCGGUUCCAUCUUUCUUUGGCCUACCGGAGGGCGUUGCGGUCCCCAAUACCAUACUCACCAGCUCAGUAGCGGCUCAGCAAGAUUCUUCCAUUCCACCUCCUAGAUUCCAGUCCAUCACAUGGCAUGGAGAGACCAAACCUGGUUCAGGGGAGUAUAUCGUUAAAGUCUUUUCCCAAACGUACCUCAAAGAUCACUUUAUCCGCUCAAUGAUCGAUGAAGAGCCUUCGUGGCUUGUCCGAAAAGAAUGGAAUAGUUACCCAGAACUGAGACCAAGGACCGAGUGGCCGCCAGUUGAGCCCGUCAAAGGUGUCCAGUACCUGGCGUCGCUGGAGCCGUGGAUCUCUACGAUGGAGACCCAAACAUUGUCCGCUCGAGAGGCUGUGGCUCGUGUGGUGUAUGACUGGUGGGGCUUGGGCUAUGGUGAAUGUAAAGGAGGUGCGGACGCUUGGGAUUGGUCUUGCGAACCAUGA